UCACACACCAAACAAUACAAAACGAAGAUAUAAAAGGCCAGCAUUAGACUCAGGUGUCUUCACUAAUCUUCGUACCCGAAAACUUUCGCUCGAGAAAAUCAAUUCCUGGCCAAGGCUCUCAACCGAGAACAUCAAGAUGGCUUCUCACAACAUUCUUCUGCUCACAGUACUGAUAGCCAUGUUGGCCUGUACACUGCAAGCAGCUCCCGCCAAAAAUGCUCGCGAUGUAGCUAUGCGUAUGUCAUCUGACAGCGCUAGCAGUGACGAUAUCGCCAAGCGGAGUAGCUCCGACUCUGACUCCAGUGACUCAUCCGAUGAUAUUGCCAAGCGCAGCAAUUCGGACUCGGACUCAUCGGAUGAUAUUGCCAAGCGCAGCGCCUCCGACUCCAGUGACUCAUCCGAUGAUAUUGCCAAGCGUAGCAAUUCCGACUCGGACUCAUCGGACGAUAUUGCCAAGCGCAGCAACUCCGACUCUGACUCCAGUGACUCCAGCGACUCAUCCGAUGAUAUUGCCAAGCGUAGCAAUUCCGACUCCGACUCAUCGGACGAUAUCGCCAAGCGUAGCGCCUCCGACUCUGCGUCCAGUGUCUCCACUGACUCAUCCGAUGAUAUUGCCAAGCGUAGCAACUCCGACUCGGACUCAUCCGACGAUGUUGCCAAGCGCAGUGCCUCAGACUCCAGCGAGUCCGACUCCAAUGACUCCUCAGAUGAUAUCGCCAAGCGAAGCAACUCAGACUCGGACUCUUCUGACGAUGUUGCCAAACGCAGUGCCUCAGACUCCAGCGAGUCCGACUCCAAUGACUCCUCAGAUGAUAUCGCCAAGCGGAGCAACUCAGACUCGGACUCUUCCGACGAUAUUGCCAAGCGCAGUGCCUCAGACUCAAGUGACUCUUCAGAUGAUGUUGCCAAGCGCAGUGCCUCAGACUCCAGUGAGUCCGACUCCAGUGACUCCUCAGAUGAUAUCGCGAAAAGAAGCGAAUCGGACUCUUCGGAUGAUUUCGCGAAAAGAAGCGAAUCGGACUCUUCGGAUGAUAUCGUCAAGCGCAGCGCCUCUGAUUCCGAUUCAUCGGAUGAUAUCGCCAAGCGUAGCGACUCUGACUCAGACUCUUCUGACGAUAUCUUCAAGCGCUGAAUGUUCCUCAUCUCACGCCUGACGAACUGAGCGAUCUAAGGGUAAACAUAGGAUAAUGAGGAUUGAUGGAUCCUUCUAAUCACGAACUGAAAGCAUUGACUGGCCAUAACUUCCGCGCCUCUUGCACGUCAACUUUUCUUUUUGAUGUUCUCAUGUUUACGGCAAGAAAAUAACAGUUUGUAAACUCUUCACCACCAUCAUCAGGACUCAAGAAAUGGUUUUCAAGAACCAAUUUUACUCUUGUUCUUUUACUUUGUUUACAAAACGUGUGCAAACAGCUUCAAGUUUGCAGAAUACCCUCUCAUAAUCUACAUAAGGCCAGUAAUCUGUGUCUUCUCUGCUAAUAAUCCCAUCCAAUACCUCUCCUAUAACUAGCCCAAGAUAAUCACGAGGAAGUCAUCUAGAGGUCCUGGUGCAUUUUUAUCCUUGUUAUUACCAACGACUCUUCCAUGCAGGUUUACAGGAUGUUAGCGUCCGUAGUGAGUUCCCUUCCGGAACGGACACGAUAUUUUACUCUUUUUUACUUUCAUACAACUGCUUUUUCCUUUGUGUAGUUUUAUCAGCGAUCACAGUACGCAUGUGCUGCUUUGCUCCAUACUCAACUGUCGCAUACCGCAAUGGAAAAACUGGUUACAACACGUUUGUGCUUCACGCA
This is a messenger RNA of Sycon ciliatum, 1787 nucleotides long. RefSeq names its product dentin sialophosphoprotein-like. Bases 137 to 1132 code for a protein of 331 amino acids. The record is from RefSeq and is a predicted model, not a curated record. The transcript is spliced from 23 exons. NCBI's taxonomy places the organism in Eukaryota, Metazoa, Porifera, Calcarea, Leucosolenida, Sycettidae.